Molecule: messenger RNA, 2732 nt
Organism: Topomyia yanbarensis
Lineage: Eukaryota; Metazoa; Arthropoda; Insecta; Diptera; Culicidae
Gene: Afg3l2
Product: AFG3-like protein 2
Exons: 6
Coding region: 202-2637 (811 amino acids)
Biological process (GO): protein-containing complex assembly; mitochondrial protein processing
Cellular component (GO): membrane; m-AAA complex
Molecular function (GO): zinc ion binding; ATP-dependent peptidase activity; ATP binding
Source: RefSeq, a predicted model, not a curated record
AGUUCAUUACGUGACGUUUAUCGUCAGCACAUGACGGAUCAAAAGAAAAUUUUCGUUUCGUUUAUUACCCCAUACACCGUGCAAAGGUGCGAUAGAUUGUGUAAUAAACUGUAGUAUGAAUUGAGGGCAUUUAUCGGCAAUUUUAUAACGAAUGUUUAACUAUUACUGCAAACAACUUCAAAUAGAUAUCAAGAGAGGGAAAUGGCCUACCGUUUACUAACAACAGCUCGCAAGCUAGAGUCAACUUUAGCUGGUCUGAAUCGACAACACCGGACCGUCAAUACGAAUGAUUGCAAUCAGAUCAUCAGAAGUCUGAGCAAUCUGCAGUCUAGCAGAACUCAAAUUUGGAACGAGUUUCUCCACAGACUACAGCUGUUUUGCGAAAAACCACCUAAGGGAUUCGAAAAAUACUUCAAACCGGGUGGUGGCAAAAAAGGUGCAGCCAGUGAAAGCUCGUCAAAAACGACUAAAGAUGCCGUUGAACCUUCCGCUGACCAUGCCCACUCAGCAAAUUCGAAAGCCAGCCAGCAACCACCUAAGAAUGAUUGGAAUCUUGGGAUGUUCGGUCCUCAGUCAUCAAAAGGUAAAGGAGGUGGCAGCAGCGGUGGUGGCACCGGUAGACCUAUUGGUGGCGACGGCAGCGACAAAGAAAAAAUGAUGGUGUUUGGUGCCUUGGCCGGGGUUGCACUAAUCUCGGCCAUCGCUUACUUUGAAAUGGGUUACAAGGAAAUCGCAUGGAAAGAAUUUGUUAACAACUACCUUGCCCGAGGAAUCGUCGAAAAGUUGGAAGUCGUCAAUAAGAAGUGGGUUCGGGUACGAUUGACACCCGGAAAUGCUUCCGAUUCAAUGGGUACUCUCUGGUUCAACAUUGGCAGUGUUGAUUCGUUCGAAAGAAAUCUGGAAAGCGCCCAGACGGAUAUGAACAUUGAGCCGGUAAAUUUCAUUCCUGUGAUCUAUCGUAGUGAAAUUGAAGCUUCGAGCUUGACUGGAAUAUUACCAACGUUACUCAUUAUUGGGUUCUUGAUAUACAUGAUGCGCCGAUCGUCAGAAAUGAUGGGUGGCCGAAAAGGCAUGAAGGGAGGUGGUCUGUUCGGUGGCGUAAUGCAAUCGACGGCUAAACUUAUAAAUGCAAACGAAAUUACCGUUGGUUUCAAAGAUGUAGCCGGAUGCGAGGAAGCUAAGAUAGAGAUUAUGGAGUUUGUAAACUUUUUAAAGAAUCCGCAACAGUACAUCGAUCUUGGCGCAAAAAUCCCAAAAGGUGCAAUGCUUACGGGGCCUCCCGGAACAGGUAAAACGUUACUUGCCAAGGCAACGGCGGGUGAAGCAAAUGUUCCCUUCAUAACUGUAUCCGGCUCAGAGUUUCUGGAAAUGUUUGUUGGGGUUGGUCCAUCCCGCGUUCGUGACAUGUUUGCAAUGGCUCGAAAGCAUGCACCUUGUAUAUUGUUCAUCGACGAAAUUGAUGCCGUUGGUCGAAAGCGUGGUGGAAAAAGUUUCGGUGGGCAUUCUGAGCAAGAAAAUACACUGAACCAGUUACUAGUCGAAAUGGAUGGCUUCAAUACUACUACCAAUGUCGUCGUUUUGGCUGCUACCAACAGGGUGGAUAUUCUAGAUAAGGCAUUGUUACGGCCAGGCCGUUUUGAUAGACAGAUUUUUGUACCAGCUCCAGAUAUCAAGGGGCGGGCUAGUAUUUUCAAAGUGCAUUUGGGUCCACUGAAGACCAACCUUGACAAAAUGGACUUGUCGCGAAAAAUGGCAGCUUUGACCCCUGGAUUCACUGGUGCCGAUAUUGCGAAUGUGUGCAAUGAAGCUGCUUUGAUAGCCGCUCGUGAUUUGAAUGAAUCUAUCAUUUUGAAGCAUUUUGAACAGGCUAUCGAACGUGUUAUUGCCGGUAUGGAGAAAAAAACAAACGUGUUAGCGCCGGAUGAGAAACGAACAGUCGCUUACCACGAAGCUGGACAUGCCGUUUCUGGUUGGUUCCUGGAACAUUCCGAUCCGUUGCUUAAGGUGUCAAUAAUACCUCGAGGAAAAGGUCUGGGAUACGCUCAAUACUUGCCAAAGGAUCAGUAUCUUCUAUCGACUGAACAGCUUUUUGAUCGAAUGUGCAUGACUCUUGGCGGUCGUGUUUCGGAGGAAAUUUUCUUCGGUAAAAUUACAACGGGUGCGCAAGAUGACUUGAAAAAGAUAACUGAUAGCGCAUAUGCUCAGAUCACUCGCUUCGGCAUGAACAAGAAAGUUGGCCAGGUCAGCUUCGAUACGUCACAACCAGGCGACCCUAUGUUCUCCAAACCAUACUCGGAACAAACAGCUCAGUUAAUUGAUGAAGAAGUGCGACUACUGAUCAACAAGGCUUACACGCGAACAAAAGAACUGCUAAAACAGCACAAAGCAGACGUGGAGAAGGUUGCCGAACGGCUUUUAAAGAACGAGAUUUUAAGUAGAGACGAUAUGAUUGAACUACUUGGGAAAAGACCUUUUCCAGAAAAAUCUACGUAUGAAGAAUUUGUUGAAGGCACUGGAUCUUUUGAGGAAGAUACUACACUACCAGAAGGUUUGGCAAGCUGGAAUAAAGAAAAGGUACCUGUUGCUGUUGCGGAGGACGAUACCAGUAGUAAAAAACCAGAUCCAACUAAAACUUAGUAAUAAAUCGCUUGUUCUUUAGACUUGCUUAAAGCGGAAUAAAGUUUAGAAGCUAAUUGGUACGAUAUGAGAGAAUAAAAAUUGUUAUUGAUUUA